AUGGCCGCCAUCCAGCCCUCGCCGCCUCAGACCGCUGAGAACAACCAUGUUCACUCGGAAGAUGACAUCGAGAAGAACACCGGCCAGAAUGUUGUCGACAUCCACGCGGACCCUCUCAAGGAUGACUCGAGCGACUCAGUCGAGCACAAGCAGGAUGGUGUCAAGCUCGUGGAAGCCAUCACCACGGUGUGGUCGACGAAGAUGCUCUGGGUCGUCUUCGUGCUCCUUUACCUCGUGUCCUUCUCCGACAACCUCCUGCAGUCCAUCCAGAGCAACCUUACGCCUUAUGUGACGUCCUCGUUCGGCCAGCACGGUCUUUUGGCCACGACCAGCAUCAUCUCCACCGUUCUUGGCGGUGUCUCGAAGCUCACCAUUGCCAAGAUCAUCGACAUUCGCGGCCGUACCGAGGGUUUCUCCUGGAUGGUCCUUCUCAUCAUCAUCGGCAUGAUCAUGAAGGCGACCUGCCAGAACGUCGAGACCUACGCCGCCGCCCAAACCAUCUACUGGGUUGGUCACAUUGGUCUUCAAUACAUCAUUACUGUGUAUCUCUCAGACAUGACGUCUCUGAAGAACCGAAUGACCAUGAUCGCUGUCAACGGCACGCCCCUCAUCGCCACGACAUUUGCCGGCCCGAAGAUUUCUCAGUUGUUUUACGACAACUUGAAUUUCCGCUGGGCUUUUGGUGCUUUUGCCAUCAUUCUCGUCGGCUUCUGUCUGCCAGUUGGAAUCAUUUUCUUCCUCAACGAAAUCAAGGCCAAGAAGGCUGGCUUGGUGCCUCAAAAGGAAAAGACCCGCAGCGCAUGGGAGUCCCUCAAGCAUUACUUCGUUGAGUUCGACAUUAUCGGGUUGCUCUUGGCGUCGGCGGGUUGGUCGAUGCUUCUCCUGCCUUUCAGUCUCACGAACAGCUCUUUGCACGCGUGGUCAAGCCCGACCAUCAUUUGCCUCCUGGUCUUCGGCGUCGCUUGUCUGGCUGCUUUCGUGGUCUGGGAGAAGUGGUUUGCUCCCGUGUGCUUGUUCCCUUACAAGUUCCUCAAGGACCCAACCAUCUUGGGUGCCUGCUUGGUCCAAGGCCUGAUGUUCGCCUCCAUCUACUGCUGGGACUCAUACUAUCAAUCCUAUCUCCAAGUCGCGCACAACCAGGACAUCACCAGCUCGGGCUACAUCCUGAACACCUUCAGUCUGACAUCGGCAAUCAUCUCCCCUCUGGUCGGACUUCUCAUCCGCUAUACUGGACAGUUCAAGUGGACUGCUCUGUCCGGCAUCCCCAUCUGCGUUCUCGGAACCGCUCUUCUCAUCCACUUCCGCACACCCAGCACUCAAGUCGGAUACCUCGUCAUGUGCCAGAUUUUUAACGGUGUUGCCAGCGGUAUCUGGGCCCUCACAUCGCAGCUGGCCAUCAUGGCCUCUGUUACCCACCAACAGAUCGCCAUCGGUCUGGCGCUCCACGGGCUGUUCGGAUCCAUCGGUGCCGCUAUUGGCUUGGCUAUUGCUGGAGGUAUCUGGAACAACGUCUUGAAGAACGCCAUCUACGCGAACCUCCCGGAUGACAGCAAGGAUCUCACCGCCAAGAUCUUCGGUGAUCUGGCGACUCAGAUUUCGUACCCGAUGGGCAGCCCUAUUCGCACUGCCAUCAUCGAGGCUUACGCCAAUGUUCAGAGGAAGAUGGUCAUUGCCGGUUGUGCUUUCAUCCCUCUCAUCUUCGUGUCUCUGAUCAUUUGGCGUAACAUUGACGUUAAGAGAAUCGAGUCUGAGAAGGGCAGGCAGACCAAGGGCACUGUGUGGUGA
Messenger RNA from Colletotrichum karsti, 1785 nucleotides. Its product is annotated as major facilitator superfamily transporter. The transcript has 5 exons. Gene Ontology annotation, biological process: transmembrane transport. The coding region runs from base 1 to 1785 and encodes 594 amino acids. Gene Ontology annotation, molecular function: transmembrane transporter activity. The record is from RefSeq and is a predicted model, not a curated record. Lineage: Eukaryota; Fungi; Ascomycota; Sordariomycetes; Glomerellales; Glomerellaceae.